ACUCUGUAAUCUCGCAUUUCCCUUGUUUUCUCUCUUGUUUGAUGCUUAGAUUCUCGUUGGUUUGCAAUGUUUUUGCAGUGGAUGCGAUGGAUAUGCCUUAUUUGAAUGCGAAUCUUGAUUCCCUUGACGCACCAAAUUUUCGUAAGGGGUGCAAUUAUGCCGCUGCAGGCUCGACUAUUCUUCCCGCAACAGCUACAUCUUUUUGCCCUUUUUCAUUUGGGGUUCAGGUGAAUCAGUUUCUCCAUUUCAAAGCUAGAGUUCUUGAGCUUCGAACAGGCAAAGGUGGUAAGAAACUUGAUAAGUACCUACCAGCUGAUGAUUACUUCCAGAAGGGGCUUUACAUGUUUGAUAUUGGGCAGAAUGAUAUUGCUGGUGCAUUUUAUUCCAAAACUUUGGACCAAAUUCUUGCCUCAAUACCUGCAAUUUUAUCUGAAUUUGAGAGUGGAGUUCAGGCUUUGUAACCCCUUAUACAAAUUCCCACAAGGUUUGAAUUUUUGAAUUUGUAACCCAAACUACGUGAUAUGGUAUCACGUAAGACAUCUCAAUCAUUCACAAUAUGCACUUGAAUAUGCACUUGAAGGAAGUAGUGAAAAAUGUUGUUCUUAUUACCAUAGGAUAAAGUCAAGUUAUAUUAUAUGAGAUCCCGCAUCGGUUAAGAGGGAAACGAAGCAUUCCUUAUAAGCGUGUGGAAACUUCUCCCUAAUAGACGUGUUUUAAAAUCGUGUGGCUGACGGCGAUUCGUAAUGGGCCAAAGGGAACAAUAUCUGCUAGAUGUGGGGGUGGGCUGUUACAAAUGGUAUCAGAGUCAAACACCAGACGGUGUGCUAGCGAGAAUGCAGGACCCCCAAGGGGGAUGGAUGGUGGAUUGUGAGAUCUCAUAUCAAUUGGAGAGGGGAACGAAGCAUUUCUUAUAAGGGUGAGGAAACCUCUCCUUAACAUACGC
Messenger RNA from Cucurbita moschata (crookneck pumpkin), 943 nucleotides. Its product is annotated as GDSL esterase/lipase At1g54790-like. The transcript has 3 exons. Gene Ontology annotation, molecular function: hydrolase activity, acting on ester bonds. The record is from RefSeq and is a predicted model, not a curated record. NCBI's taxonomy places the organism in Eukaryota, Viridiplantae, Streptophyta, Magnoliopsida, Cucurbitales, Cucurbitaceae. Bases 42 to 461 code for a protein of 139 amino acids.